AUGAAUAAAUAUGAAGCUAUCAUUAUUAUUUCGAACUACUUAUAUUACUUCAUUUAUUUAAUAGAUAAUGUUGAAAUGAAAAUCAGAAUUUUAAAAUAUGCGUCUUUUUCAAUUAUUAUUUGUUUUUUUGAAUAUGCCAAAAAUGAAUUACACUUUAUAAACGAGGCAAACAAAUGCCUUGAAAGGAAUAUAAUAAAUUUUAAAAAUAAUAGAAUAUUAGGAGAUAGCGACAAUCAAUUCGAUUUAAAUAAUUAUUAUCAAUCAACCGUGAGUCUUAUAAAUCAAUUUAGUGACUGUAGCGAUGAUGACGAAGAAAUAACAAACCUUCUAAAUAUCAUAGAUUCACAUAUAAGGAAACGCAAAGAAAGUAAUACAUUACCCAAUUUAAAUAAUAUAAAUGGGAGAACGAAAAAAUUAUUUUAUAAAGUUCAAAAAGAAUUAGAAGAAGCACAAAAAGAGCUUGAUAAUAUGAGGAAUGGUGAAUUAGAAAUACAUCCGACACAAGAUAAAAGAAUAAUAAACAAAUAUGAAAAUAGUUCAAUAUCAGAACAAGAAUACAUUAAACAAUUGAAAAAUUAUGAAAAUGUUUUGGAAACUGAACACAAUCAUUUUGAAUAUAUAUAUAAUAAAAUUACAUCAGCUAAUGGCUAUAAGAGAUUCAAAAUUGAUAAAGAUAUAAUUAAAUUAUCGGGGAAAACAAUUAAGAAGACAGUUUUGUAUGCAGCAGGCUUUUUAAUAAUAGUAUCAACAGGAGGGACGGUACUAUUAUUACUACUUGUACCGUAUUUAUAUUCCAUAAUUAAGAACAUACGAAAAAUCGUUAAAUUGGAAAUAAAAAGAAAAGCCUAUCAUUAA
Molecule: messenger RNA, 855 nt
Organism: Plasmodium vinckei vinckei
Lineage: Eukaryota; Apicomplexa; Aconoidasida; Haemosporida; Plasmodiidae
Product: fam-b protein
Exons: 2
Coding region: 1-855 (284 amino acids)
Source: RefSeq, a predicted model, not a curated record